This is a messenger RNA of Capsicum annuum, 462 nucleotides long. RefSeq lists its product as uncharacterized. The record is from RefSeq and is a predicted model, not a curated record. Bases 1 to 462 code for a protein of 153 amino acids. NCBI's taxonomy places the organism in Eukaryota, Viridiplantae, Streptophyta, Magnoliopsida, Solanales, Solanaceae. The transcript is spliced from 2 exons.
AUGAGUCGAUCUGUAGGGGAAGAAGAUGAGAAGACAAAGUUAGAUUUAGAUGGGAAUAGAAAGGAAUUGGGAGGGAAAAGAAGAACAAUUGAUUUACCAGAUCAGUUAUGCCCUUCUUUCUCCUAUGAAGUGUUGCCUGAUUUUUCAUCAACAUUGAGGAAGGAGAAUCGAAAGCCACUGCCUACUAUGCUGCCGACUUUGAAGGAGAAGUCAGCUACUCUGCCUUCGUCUGGUGCAAAAAAUGGCAAGUUUUAUGGGGUUGUUAGGAGUAUUGGAGAUAGCAAAUUGGUGAAUUCAGUGAAGAAUAGGAUUGGGGGUUUGAUGACUAGGAAGAGUUAUGCUAAUGUGGAGGAACUGAAGCGAUUGGCUUCUGUUGCAAGGACUGCUAUUAAUGGUGAAAACAGAGUAGGAAGAACUAACAGAGUUUCUGGCAGGACUCUUCUUGGUUACAGACAAUUAUGA